GCCAGUGGUUGUGCGGCAAGCCUCACGGAGUAGGUAGCCUGUCAUGGGCAUCAUCGGGCACUGUGUACGAGGGCCAGUUCCGCCAGGGGCUCUACCAUGGAGUUGGUGUUCUUCAUACACCACUACAUCCAGUUGCUUCUUCCGGCUCUGCAUUAUUAUCUUCACAUUCUUCCUCUGGUUCUGCUUCCACCACUUCUUCCUCGGGUUAUUCAUCUUCAUACUUCACCAGUUCUGGUUCUUCAGGGUCUCACACUUCUUAUCCUAUUUCUAUGUCUUCCUCUUCCUCUUCAUCCUCUUCCUUUGUAGUGAUGCAGGAAGGAAUGUGGAUAAGUGGGAAGAUGGUUGGCCAGGCAGUCAUCAGGUAUGCCAAUGGAGAUGUAUAUGUAGGCCAAGUGAAGGAUGGGCUACCCUCUGGCCACGGUGUUCGCAAAACAGGACACUUUGGGUCACAGGCAGCCUCUGUCUACACUGGAGAAUGGAGCCAGGGUGUGAGGGCAGGCUAUGGGGUCUUGGAUGACAUUGUCAGAGGUGAGAAAUACAUGGGCCUGUGGCAGGGAGACCUCCGGCAGGGGCCUGGUAUGGUUGUCACCAUGAAUGGCGUCUACUAUGAGGGCAGCUUCCAUUCCAACAAACUCACAGGUCCAGGCCUUGUGAUCUUGGAGGAUGGCACACAGUUUGAGGGUGAGGUGGGCCCUGGAGGCAGCUUUGCAGGGAAGGGUAUCUUGUCUUACCCUUCUGGGGAUGUUGUCGAGGGAUCCUUCAGCGGAAGCUUCCCUGGCCCUGUCAAGAUCAGUGGGGUCCUUCGCAGAGGGGGCAGUGGAGGAGGAGGGGUUUUGGGAGCUGGAGGAGAAGGGGGGUCAGGAAUGCCAAGAAAUUUAGGGAAACACAGUGUUCCAGCAGACAAAAAAUGGCAAGCAAUCAUCCGUCACUGUCAGGAACAGCUGGGGCUCAACACAGAUGUCAGUGUCACCAAGCUCUGGGAACGUCUCGCCAUUAAAUUACAUGAGGAACAACAGAUAUUGCAAAAGCGAGAAGAAGGAGGCGGGGGAGGCUGUCAAGGUGACCUGUUAGAUGGACUGGACCACAUACCUGAUUAUCUACAAGAAGACAACCUCACCUUUGCAGUAUAUGACCAAGUUAGAAAAUACUUGGGGCAGGCAUUCUUGAGCCGCGUACACCCACUGGGCCAGCUGCUACAGGCGUUGGCCGAUGCGUUCAGGGCCAGCUAUGGUGGCGUGGCGGCUCACCCGAGGCUGCUCUCAUAUGCUGUGCAGGAGAUCCAUUCGCUUACUCAGAGGGUCUAUCAGCUGGUGAAAGCACUCUUCCCAAUUCUUCCAGCCGAGGGAGAGAACAUUAUUCUGCAGAACGAGGAAAACGAAGGACAAGAAAUCAUGGUCACUCCAGCCACCCUGCUGCAGCCGUGGCUCUUGCCGCAGUUCUAUUCCCCGCUCUCCAGCCUCUACGUCCUUGACAACCAGCCCAAAGAUGAUGAGUAUUGGCGCCGUCUGCUAAGCUGGAACAAGCAACCUGACGUUGGCCUCAUGACCUUCCUAGGCGUCGAUCCGAAAUUCUGGCUAGAGGAUGUCCCAGAGCGAGGGGAGGCCAGUCCCAGCGCUGAACCACAGCGCCCCUCGAGCCUGACCUUGGCACCUUCACCAGCCAGGGAGGGCCACUUCAGCGAUGCCAUCGAGACCCUCCAGCUGCUCUCCACGGCAUUCUCUCCGAGAGACAAACUUGCCGUCAUCCAGAAGACUUUCGAGUGCAUAAACGAGCGCGCUGUGGCACGUCUGGGGCGGAUGUUCCAGUGGACAAUGGACGACCUUUUCCCUGUGAUGCAGUUCGUGGUCGUGCGUUCCCGCAUCCAGCACCUCGGGGCUGAGAUCCGCCUUGUUGAGGAUUUACUUGAUGAUGGCGGUGGUGGCGCCGGCAGCUGGAGCCUGCUCGGGGAACUCGGCCUUAUGUUCACCACGCUUAAGGCUUGCUAUUACCAAAUUCAGAAUGAGAAGGUAACAUACCUAGUCUGAGGAAGGGAAGAAGAUAAAAGGGAAUAGAAAGAAAAGAAAUACGAUAACAAGAAUAUUGGAAAGAGGAAUCGAGGAAGAAUAGAGAGAAGGAAAGAAUGCGAUUUUGAAAAGAGAGUAAUUAUAUGUUAAUUACAUUACAAAUUAGAUAAAGGUUAUUUAAUAUUGAAAAAAUCGGAAAUAUUAAUUAGAUUGUUUAUAUAACAAUUCAAGAGUCUGAUCAAUAACUGAUUGUGAAAAAAAUGUUCAAAUUGGUCAAAGAAAGAAAUAGCCAGAUAAAUGAACGGGCAGUAUAUAUAUUACAUAUACAACAGUGAGUUGAUAAUAAAUCAAAAUGAAAUGUUAAAUGUGAUAAAACAGUUGAUUUAUUAAGUUUUAAUUAAAAGUAAUUAAUAUGUAUAAAAGGUAAUGUGUAUGAAAGAAUGAGGUAAUAAGCGUUUGAGUAAAAAACUGAUUGUAUAUUUUAUCAAAAAGUAAAUAUUGUUGUUACUCCAACUCUUAUAAUUAACUAGUAGUUGUAGUAGUAGAUUUUGUGUGAAUUAUAUUUGAUAAGUAAUAAAAUUGUGAUUUUUCAAA
This is a messenger RNA of Penaeus indicus, 2597 nucleotides long. RefSeq names its product alsin-like. The transcript is spliced from 12 exons. Gene Ontology annotation, biological process: endosomal transport; regulation of GTPase activity. Gene Ontology annotation, molecular function: small GTPase binding; guanyl-nucleotide exchange factor activity. Gene Ontology annotation, cellular component: cytoplasm; intracellular membrane-bounded organelle. NCBI's taxonomy places the organism in Eukaryota, Metazoa, Arthropoda, Malacostraca, Decapoda, Penaeidae. The record is from RefSeq and is a predicted model, not a curated record. The annotation marks the transcript as partial.